Molecule: messenger RNA, 804 nt
Organism: Colletotrichum orchidophilum
Lineage: Eukaryota; Fungi; Ascomycota; Sordariomycetes; Glomerellales; Glomerellaceae
Exons: 1
Source: RefSeq, a predicted model, not a curated record
UGCUGCAAGGUUCGCAGGUGGCAUCUGCUGUGCUACCCGGGUUCCUCUUUGGUCUCAGCCGGAGCAAUCGACCAGGCAAUCACUUUCCCAGUAACAAGAUGGCAAGAUUGUCGGCCUGUUACCAGCGAUCGAGUGUCCGCAAGGGGCAGGCGGAAUUCGCUUCCCAGCCUUUCUCAGUCGCACAUUGAGCAGGUUUCCGGUUUGUGUUUAUGCCUUUUGCCACAGGCUGUCACUCGACCAACUGGCUUUCUGUUGUACCUGGCCAUCCGAAAGCAAUAUCGUAUGCAUAUCCAAGUCGAUGAUCUUCAAUCUUCUUCCCCAUGCCGGACCUCGACAGUUGCAGGCGCUUCGCAUCUCGCAUGCCUGCCACCCUCCCGCUUCCCGGCAAUGCCCAGGCUCUACAAUUACGGAAAUCUAUUGUUUACGUUACUUUACUUAUCGUACCUUAUCCACUACGUUGUGAUGCUCAAGACCUGGGCCCAUCCGACGAGGCAAUAUUGCACACAGCCUCGACCCCCGGCAUGCAGCUCGAUGGUCCAGUCUUCCGCAAGAGAAGCAAAGACCAACCACUCAGGGCCUCCACCCAAGCAAAAGUUCCUUGUAUUUGCAGGCGUCUCCUCGGUCUUGGCCCUUGCCAAUGCCACCCGUCCCUUCCCAACUCAAGGACGACGACAACGGCCGGCCGAUGCCGCCCCACCGCCGCCCGACCUCACCACAUGUGGGGACGAAGCCCGGCCAAGUGCGCGUAACUUGAUCUGGUCCAUCACUCUUACCCUAGGUACUCUUCGAGUGAGAUUUCCGUAG